GAGAUCAGUUUCGAAAUGGGGUCAUCUUCGAUUUUACAAGUCGGCCUGAAACCGACCUGGCAAUCAUUUUGAGAGAUCGCCGUCAAUUUAUUCAACACUCUCGAGGAUCUCUUUAUCUGCCUGGCAAUAUAGAUCCCUCGAUCUUGAAAACUUUAAAACAACAGCUAAUCCAUCUCAUCAUCUGCGAGUACCCCGCUUCCAUUUAAAUCAUGAAUCAACCAUGUCAACACCUUCUCGAGAAUAAUGUCAAACCCACCGACAUGGCUACCUACAUCCGACCUCGACGUCCCAUGAAUCAAAAAGCAAAGUUUCAUCAAUUCGGAAAGCUAGCCCCUGAACUACAAAACAUGAUUUUCAAAGAAGCUCUUCCCGAAGGCCGAAUUAUCUCUUUCAGGGCCGUCGAGAUUCUCGUUGACGAACCUGAUGAAUGGACUCGGGAAUGGUACGCAGGAGAGAAAUAUGGAGGCAAAUACAAAAGUGCAAAGCUCGCUGUAAAGACUACCUUACCAGCGCUUCUACAUGUUAACAUUAUGGCGAGAGAAGUUGCGCGCAAGGAAUAUGGACUCGAAUUCGCACGUUGUUUGAGAAAUCCGAUAUACUUUAAUUGGGAAAAGGACACUCUAUACAUACAAUCUGAUCGCGCCACCAAAUUAUUCCAAGGGAGUUUACAAAUGCUGAAGAAUUUUCAGAUUCCAUUAUCUCGAGGUCUUGAUAUUGCUAAGAUGGAGGAAAAGCUCAAGUUUUUGAUCUUAGGGGAACCUUGUCUAUUCAAAAGCACUACGGAGAUGAUUUCCCGCUUGAGUAAUUUGAAGAGAUUGGAGCUUAAGGAGGGAUGUUUUAGAUGGGAUCAGAAGAUCAAGAUCCUAAACACGAGAUGGAGGGAGAAGUGGGGAGAAGAUCUUACGUACAAAUGUGUGGAGUUGGGAAAUAAGGAGAUGGGAUGGAGAGUGGAGGAUCAGAGAGAUGGGUAUGAGGUUUAUGUUAAGCCGAGACGGUCGGAGAGAAUUAGAGAGUUGGAGGCUAGUCGGAGUUUGGAUGAUCAUGAAGGGGAUUAGCGACAGGGGAAAUGAGAUGAAAUGGGAGACUGGGGAAUGUGAGAGAGACAGAUAGAGAGGGAAGAAGCUCUGUAAAUAAUCUCACAUUUGCAAAAGUGCGUUAACGAUAUUAGGUCACUUCUUCAGUACUUCCAUUUUUCAAUACGAUUUGCAGUAUUCAAAUCCUUCACAAUUUCCCUUGAACGCGCGAAAACCUUCUAUUCGUGAAUAUCAUCUGGAUUUUUUUCCAAUAGUUUGGAAUACAAUCUAACUGGAAUGUUCUUAAGUGUCAAAUCCAAAGUCUUCAAUUCAUUCAAAGGCACAGGAGACUUCCAAGACUAGAGUCUAUAAUUGACCUUUCUUUCGCGCAAUGAAGUUAAAUCAUUCACUUAUAUAGUCUACUUACCCAACUUACCCAGCACACUAUACACUAUACACUAUACACAUUGCGAACUCAAUAUGCGGACGAGAGAGCCCUUUGUCUCUGAUAUGAUACAAAACAAGACUUUCUGAUUGGUUUUGGAAAUUGUGAUUACUGGAUAUAGAGAGGACUCUCUUUUAUACUGUGGAAAUCUAGGCUGUAUAUCAGUACUCUGGUGUUUCGGUUUUUGGGGGUGGGGGUUUCCCCUUCUUCUUUUUGACGGGGAGGGUUUGGAUGGUGUGGGAAUGGAGUUGAUGGAUGAAGGUUUGGAGAGGGAGUGUUAGAGAAGUAUUAGAGGUGAGAUGGUUGGAGGGAUGAUUGUAUUGAUUGUUCGGGUAUAUUCUGUUCAUGAAACACCUUUUAUUGUUUGAUAUUAUCUUUAUAUCCAUGACAGGAGGUUUUUCAUAAAGUUGGUGGUAUCAAUUACUACCUAGACUCUAUAGGAAGUAGCUACUUUAUAGUACAAAUACAUCCCCACA
Botrytis cinerea B05.10 is the source of this 1934-nucleotide messenger RNA. RefSeq lists its product as hypothetical. The transcript has 2 exons. The record is from RefSeq and is a predicted model, not a curated record. Bases 210 to 1055 code for a protein of 281 amino acids. NCBI's taxonomy places the organism in Eukaryota, Fungi, Ascomycota, Leotiomycetes, Helotiales, Sclerotiniaceae.